AUGGAGAAGAAGAUCACAGAGAAGAUCGCGGCCUUGCCGCCAGAUGCCAACUACUUCUCUCUCGAGUUCUUCCCUCCCAGGACUCGCAUGGGCUUUGCGAAUUUGUCCGCCCGUCUGGAGCGCAUGGCUCAGGCGCUGCGGCCGCUCUUCGUGUCCGUCACCUGGGGCGCUGGCGGAAGCACGGCUGCCCGAUCUCUCGAGCUGGCCGAGGUCUGCCAGCGCCAGCUACAACUCACCACGGUCCUACACUUGACAUGUACGAACAUGAGCCGGGCGUUGGUGGACAUGGCGCUGGAAGAAGCGAAAGUGACCCCCCCUCGCAGCGAGGAGUACAACAUGCACGGCGAAGACGAUAGCAACAAGGACUUUACCUUCGCGGUGGAUCUGGUGCGGUACAUUCGCAAGCAGCACGGGAAUUACUUUUGCAUUGGCGUGGCUGCAUACCCGGAGGGCCAUCCGGCCGACUCGUUCCAAGACGUGCAGGAUCCCGUCCGGGACCUGCCGUAUCUCGUUGAGAAAACCCAGGCCGGCGCGGAUUUUAUCAUGACGCAGCUUACCUACGACUUGGACGCCUAUCAGAAAUUUGAGGAUAUGCUUCGCACUCAUGAAUCUGGCGUCUUCAAGACCAUCCCCAUCAUCCCGGGUUUGAUGCCCAUCCACAGCUACAAGAUCCUGACUCGAGUGACGAAGCUCAGCCAUGUCAAGAUCCCGGAACCUAUUGCCAAGCGCAUGGAGGAUUUAAAACAUGAUGACGACGCCGUCAAGCGUGCAGGCGUGGAUGUGAUUAGCAACAUCGUUGGCGGGAUCAAAGCGCUUCAAUGCCCCGGCCCGCGAGGAUUCCAUUUCUACACCCUGAACCUGGAGAAGACUGUUUCGUUCAUUCUUGAACGCUGUGACCUGAUCCCGCAGUACUCGGAUAGCCAGGAUACCGCGGUUGACGAAGUCGAUGACUCAGUGCCUCUCGAUGCGGCCGUGCGUUCGCGGGCGAGACGCCGAGCGUCGUCUAUCAACUCGCAGCCUCACAACCGAGUCAUUGUGGACAAGCUUUCUGGCAAGGGAUCAUCCCAGGACUCAGUGCACGAGGCGCGCGCAGACAGCGCUGGACUGCCGGCCAUGCCUCCCAACCGCAGCACCACUCUCCUAAUCUCCGAGGGCCUGGGCGCGCUUGGACGAGAAGCCACAUGGGACGACUUCCCCAACGGACGAUGGGGUGAUGCGCGCUCGCCUGCAUUCGGUGAAAUCGACGGCUACGGGCCUUCGCUGCAUGUCACUUCUGCCGUCGCUCGGCGCCUAUGGGGCCAUCCCGUUGAACCCUCCGACAUGAACACACUCUUCCGGCGCCACGUCUCUGGCGAGCUACACAUGGUCCCCUGGUCGGAAGGCGGCGCGGAAGAAGAGUCCGGCGGCCUGAAUCCAGAGACUGAGCUGAUCCGCCCCGAGCUCCUGAAACUCAUCGACGGCCGCGGCUGGUGGACGCUCGCCUCGCAGCCCGCCGUCAACGGCGUACGCAGCGAUCACCCAAUCUUCGGCUGGGGUCCCCAGCGCGAAGGAUUUGUAUUCCAGAAACCAUUCGUGGAGUUCUUCUGCUCGACGAAGGACUACACAUCCAUCCUCAAACCAUUAUUCGCAAAACACACCCACGACAAACUAACGUGGUUCGCCACGAACGCAACGGGCAUUCUUGAAUCCUCCUUCCCGACCAAGUCCUCAGGCGUCGAUCUUGACGAUCUGGGCUCGAAUCCAGAGAGCGUGAACGCCGUCACAUGGGGUGUGUUCCGCGGCAAGGAGAUCGCUACCCCGACUAUCAUUGAAGAAGUCAGCUUCCGCGCCUGGGGCGAGGAGGCCUUCCGAAUCUGGGACGAGUGGCGCCGGGUCUACCCGCGUGGAUCACCGACGGAGCGCUUUAUCGACCAGACGAAGAACGAUGUCUGGUUGGUUUGCGUUGUCGGGCAGCAGUUUGGGGCGGGGACCGAGCCGGGCUCGAAAGAGGAAGAUGAUGAGGUUAAGUGGAUGUGGAGGGUUUUGGCGGGUGAGGCUGAGGCUGAUGCAUAG
Messenger RNA from Penicillium lagena, 2052 nucleotides. RefSeq names its product methylenetetrahydrofolate reductase (NAD(P)H) MET12. NCBI's taxonomy places the organism in Eukaryota, Fungi, Ascomycota, Eurotiomycetes, Eurotiales, Aspergillaceae. Gene Ontology annotation, biological process: tetrahydrofolate interconversion. The transcript is spliced from 3 exons. The record is from RefSeq and is a predicted model, not a curated record. The coding region runs from base 1 to 2052 and encodes 683 amino acids. Gene Ontology annotation, cellular component: cytosol. Gene Ontology annotation, molecular function: methylenetetrahydrofolate reductase [NAD(P)H] activity; FAD binding.